GCCCCGCAGUUGGCGUCUUCUGCGCGCAGCGCGGCCAGCCCCCUCUCCCCGCCAGGGCUCGGUGACCCCGCUGGGCUCGGGAGGGCCGAAGCCCCUUAUCCGGGGCGCGAGUCGCGUCUCUGCCCCCAGGCUGGCCCUGGCCUCAGGUCCCACUACUGUGAAUUCUUCGCCCAGGCUUCAAAAAAAUUGGACGUGGGGCCUCAGCAAGCACCUGCACCCCAGGCCACCGGGGUCGUCAGGGGCUGGGAUGACUCCUGCCGGCCCUGUCUCCUUUCGAAGUUGCAAAGUGAGGCCUUCCAGAGAACUUUGUCCCCGACACUGGCCUCCCCCUUGGCAAUGGGCGAUGACUGUCCUGACCUCUGACCCUGCUCUCUGGCCCUUUUGGACACAGUGGCCCCUUCCCAUACUCUGGGAUCCAAGUUAAUUAGAAGCUGUCAGGAGGGGCCACCUCCCCACUCAGCCCUCACCCUGCUUCCUGCCCCACCCCCUUGCAGGGCCUUUCCACAGGUCUGGGCCCAGCAUCUCCUCUGCUCCCCAGCUCUGCAGCAGUACAGGCCCUCAGGGGCCCAGCCUGGGGCAGCAGGACGUUCUCUCUGGCCAGCAACCUGGGCCUUCACUGCCGGUGCUUCUGAGACUCGUUUGGUUGAAGUGGUGGUGGCGGAAUGUCCACUUGUUCUGCAGAGAUGACGGAUCCUUUCUGUGUUGGAGGCCGUCGGCUCCCAGGGUCCAGCAAGAGUGGUCCCGGGAAGGAUGGCAGCCGAAAGGAGGUCCGACUGCCGAUGCUGCACGACCCACCGAAGAUGGCUCUCCCUGAUGAACGCCUGGAAGGAUGAGUUCAAGGCACACUCGAGGGUGAAGUGUCCAAACUCAGGGUGCUGGCUGGAGUUCCCCAGCAUCUACGGGCUCAAGUAUCAUUACCAGCGGUGCCAAGGGGGUGCCAUCUCAGAUCGGCUGGCCUUCCCCUGCCCCUUCUGCGAGGCUGCAUUCACCUCUAAGACCCAACUGGAGAAACACCGGACUUGGAACCACUUGGACCGGCCCCUGCCUGCCCCCAAGCCUGGGUCCAUCAGCCGGCCGGUCACCAUCAGCCGGCCUGUUGGGGUCAGCAAGCCCAUCGGAGUGAGCAAACCUGUCACUAUCGGCAAACCCGUGGGUGUCAGCAAACCCAUAGGCAUCAGCAAGCCGGUCUCGGUCGGUAGGCCCAUGCCGGUCACCAAGGCCAUGGCAGUCACCAGGCCCGUGCCGGCCACCAAACCUGUCACCAUCAGCAGGCCCAUGCCGGUCACCAGGCCCGUACCGGCCACCAAACCCAUUACAAUCACCAAGUCUGUGCCAGUCACCAAACCUGUACCUGUCACCAAACCCAUUACAGUCACAAAGCUUGUGACAGUCACAAAACCCAUGCCGGUUACCAAGCCCGUGACAGUCAGCAGGCCCAUUGUGGUCAGCAAGCCGGUGACGGUCAGCAGGCCCAUUGCCAUCAGCAGACACACACCGCCCUGCAAAAUGGUGCUGCUGACCAAGUCGGAAAACAAAGCACCUCGUGCUGCAGGGAGGAACAGUGGUAAGAAAAGAGCUGCGGACAGCCUGGACACCUGCCCAAUUCCACCCAAGCAGGCCAGGCCAGAGAAUGGGGAGUACGGCCCCUCCACCAUGGGCCAGAGCUCUGCCUUCCAGCUGAGUGCAAACACCAGCAGUGGUUCCUUGUCACUGGGCAGCAGGCCCUCAGGGGGCCCAGAGGCACUGAGAGCUUCGGGCCCUGCGUCCCCACCUGAGGAGGACCCUGAGCGCACAAAGCACAGAAGGAAACAGAAAACACCCAAGAAGUUUACAGGGGAGCAGCCAUCCAUCUCAGGGACCUUUGGGCUCAAAGGCCUGGUCAAAGCUGAGGACAAGGCCCGAGUUCACCGCUCAAAGAAACCGGAGGGGCCAGGCCCUGAGGAUGUCCGGAAGAAGGUGCCAGCUGCUCCCAUCGCUGUCAGCAAGGAGGCACCGGCCCACCCAGCUCCAGGCGGCCCCGAGGAGCAGUGGCAGCGGGCUAUCCAGGAGCACGGGGAAGCCAUCUGCCCCACCUGCAACGUGGUCGCCCGGAAGACUCUUGUGGGGCUCAAGAAGCACAUGGAGGUGUGUCAGAAGCUGCAGGAUGCGCUCAAGUGCCAGCACUGCCAGAAGCAGUUCAAGUCCAAGGCGGGCCUCAACUACCAUACCAUGGCGGAGCACAGCGCCAAGCCCUCCGACACCGAGGCCUCUGAGGGGGGUGAGCAGGAGGAGCGCGAGCGGCUGCGCAAGGUGCUGAAGCAGAUGGGACGGCUGCGCUGCCCCCAGGAGGGUUGUGGGGCUGCGUUCUCCAGCCUCAUGGGCUACCAGUACCACCAGCGGCGCUGCGGGAAGCCGCCCUGUGAGGUGGACAGUCCCUCCUUCCCCUGUGCCCACUGCGGCAAGACAUACCGAUCCAAGGCCGGCCAUGACUACCAUGUGCGCUCAGAGCACGCGGCCCCUCCCCCCGAGGAGCCCACGGACAAGUCCCCUGAGGCUGAGGACCUGCUGGGUGUGGAGCGGACCCCAAGCGGGCGCGUCCGCCGCACGUCGGCCCAGGUGGCCGUGUUCCACCUGCAGGAGAUAGCGGAGGACGAGCUGGCCCGCGACUGGACCAAGCGGCGUAUGAAGGACGACCUUGUGCCUGAGACUGCACGGCUCAACUAUACUCGGCCAGGGCUCCCCACACUGAACCCCCAGCUGCUAGAGGCGUGGAAGAAUGAAGUGAAGGAGAAAGGCCACGUCAACUGUCCCAACGAUUGCUGUGAAGCCAUCUACUCCAGCGUGUCCGGACUCAAGGCUCAUCUUGCCAGCUGCAGCAAGGGGGCCCACCUGGCGGGGAAAUACCGCUGUUUGCUGUGUCCGAAGGAGUUCAGCUCUGAGAGUGGCGUCAAAUACCACAUUCUCAAGACCCACGCAGAGAACUGGUUCCGAACAUCAGCAGACCCACCUCCUAAACACCGGAGCCAGGACUCAUUGGUGCCCAAGAAGGAAAAGAAGAAAAAUCUAGCAGGCGGGAAGAAGCGGGGCCGGAAGCCGAAGGAACGGCUCCCGGAGGAGCCUGUGCCCAAGCUGCCCCUGCGCCGGGACGACUGGCCCCUGGGAUGCAGGGACAAGGGGGCCCGGGGCUCCACUGGCCGGAAGCUGGGAGCCAGCAAGGCGCCUGAAAAGUGAGCUUGGUGGGUGGGGCCUAGCCCCCACGCAGCUGCCACGCUGCGCUCUGUCGGGGCAGGGCUAGCCCCAGGACCUCCGUCCUCCAGUUUCUCUCCCGUACCCCUGCCUCUUCAUCUAUCCAGAGGGGGCAGCCAGCCACUCUCUCGUUUCUGAAGGUGGCCCUUCCCUGUUAAGGCUGCCACAGGGCACACCUGGGUUGGGGCUCGCCAAGGUGUGCCCAGGAGAAGUGCAAUAGCCGGUGGGGGGGCCCUCCCUGUGGGAAUGUGUCUGGGGCCUUGGUGUCACGGGGGCUGCAGUGCAGAGCAGGCAGAUGGCCUUUGGCUCCACUGCUCUGCUUCCUCAGGCCCUGCUGGGGCCACACCCUGGCUCCCCCAAGGCUCAGACAUCCCUGGUAACCCGUGGUUCUGGGCUGGUGAGGGCACCUGAGCCACCUGGCAGCCAGCAGCCACCAUCCUGGCCUCACCUCCCCCUAACACUGGAACUCCAGCACCCCCAGCUACCUCCCAGGACAGACCCCCGUCUGACCACUGCCAUGCUGAGCUGACCAGCUCCUGCCCACCCUCAGCCACCCACUUGGUCCCCCUGCUUCUAUUUUCUACCUCUCCAGGCCUGGUCCCCUCCCCCCACCCUUGCCCCUCCUUUGUCACUGCAAUCCCUGCUGUGCUCAGGCCCUGCCCCACAGGCCUGUCUGUAGUGCCCCUAGUUUGAGGUAAGGGAGGGGUUUUGCUUCUGGCACCUACAGGGCAGCAGGAGCUUGAUGCCCUCCAACACAGCCACCAGCCCUGAAGAUGCAGGGCCCCUGGAGUGUGCUCUGCCUCCAGUGUUCAGCCUUUGGGCACUGCAGGCCUAGGUUGGAGCAGCCUCACCGAGUAGGGAUGGACUAAUUUGGGCCCUGGGGUUCUCCCAGAACCCUUGGGCUGUGGGGUGGGAAGCUGGGCAGAGCUGGCCUGGCUCUGAGUGGCCACUGGGGAAAGGCAGCCUACUGUCUGCCAAUCGGGGUAGGCCCAGUGGCCAAGCUCUCAUGGGAGCCCCCUCCCCACUUUUUUUUUUAACCUGUCCCCAUUGUUUCUGGUUGUGUGGUCAUUUGAUAGGAGAACUGAAGGCCAGCCAGGGAGGGGCUUGGCCAAAGUUACAGCAGUUUGGUGGCAGCUCCAGAGCUGUCUUUGCCCCCUUUGUGGCCCUGAGGGUGGCUGGGUCUAUAGGUUCAACAGGGGUCAGGCAGGGAGUCCAGGGUGCCUGGAAGAGCUCCUUCCCUGGGCCCUGCCUUACAACCACAGCAUUGCAGGGAGAAUGAGGCUCAGAGGGGGUGGGUUUGGAGGGAGGCCAUUUUCCAGGGUGGGUGGGAGUGGGCUGAGGGCUCAUCCCCACUGACCCUGGACAAUGUGAAUUUUGAUGUUUGCCCAUGUGCGUGUGUCUCCUGGGUGUAGUGGAUGCCAGUCUUGUUGCUGUGACAAGUAACAACCUUUUUUUUAAAUUGUUUUUUAUACAAAAUCUCACAACAAUCUGACAUUUGGUGCUAAGGGUUUCCUGAUGCAGAUGGUGGGCCUGGGGUUUGGGCGUGGACCUCUGGGGUUUGAGUUCCUUGCUGCUCAGGGAGGCAGUACUGGGCACUGCCUCUGCCCCCAGCACCCGCCCUCACCCAUCCCCCAGGGAGAAGGCCCCACUGGUCUCGGCUUGGAGGAGUGGGGAGACAAGUCCCAGGAGCACUUCAGGGACUGGGGUUGUGGUACACUUCCUGUCUCUGGCUUUAUCCUUGGGACACAAGGCUCUGACCCUCAGCAGCCCUGGCUGGAUGUGCUAGGGAGGGAGUGUGGAGACCUGGACUUCCCCAACGCACACACACCGCAGCCUCAUGAGAGGAUGGAGGCUUGGACAGAGUGCAUGCGACCCAGCGACAGGGGGUCAGGGGAGGCUUUCCUUCCUGCAACCCAGAGCUGCACUGGUGCAGCUGAAGCUGGAGCUGGAAGAGGAGGAGGAUGGGGUCUGGCAGCUGCUGCUGGGGCAGCCUCACGAGGGGAAGGGAGCAAGCACUGGCAGAGGGGCCUAGGUGCACUUUGGCCUGGCAACCAAUGGCAGGAGGAGGUUGGACCUGAACACCUCUGCAGGGUGUGGCGCCUGCCCCAGCCUCUCAGGUACCUGGCCCUUGGGGAGGAGAGAAGAGGGUCUGGUUUUUGCUGGGGGCGAGUUUCCGGGACGCUCCCAAAGCCCCCAAGUAGUCCCUCGUGUGGGAAGGGGAGUCCUGGGUAACUUGAUGUUAGCACUUUAAGCCCCUUUGUCUUUAAGGUAGGCGUGGGGGCUGCUGCCAGAUGUGGCUGUUGGGUUUGACCCAUCCUUUCUGCCCUCUUCUCACACAUGCUGGUCUGCAGAGCCUACCUCCCAAGGGGUAGGGCCCUGGGUGGAGCUCAGCAGGGUCUGCCCCCGGGAGCCGUCAGUAAGGGACCGGCAGGACAGACCCCAAGGCGUGGUGGGCGCCGGCCCAGUCGGGGCCCUCUCUGCAGAUCUACCUCGGGCUCGGCGCACGCCCCUGCCCGGAGAAGAAGGGGCCCGGAAGGGCUGACCCACCGGGCCGACACUCACGAAAGUGGGAUGCACUUUAUUUGCUGUUGUAGAGGCAGGUGAGGUGCGUCCUGCGUGACCGUCGACCCUCCUGCCUGGUGGCGCUGAAGGGAAGGAGCCGGCCAACCUGACCCCGGGCGGGGCCGUCCCCGUGCACCCUGCCUGGCGGGCCCCAGGCGCUCCCCUGCCUCCCGGCCGCGCGUCCUGCGCUUCCGGUCUCUUGGUUUGGGUUUUUUAAUGCCAGUUCUCAGUACAUAAGUGCAUUUUGAAAGAGGUUCCAGCUAUCACUUGUAACCAUAUAUAUAUACAUAUAUAUUCUAUCUACAAAGUGUUUAUUUGCGAGAUGUUUCGACGGUGAGCUCGGGCCCCGCCCGCCUUGUGACCAUCUGUCCCCGGUCCUCGUCCCCGCCCCGCGCCCUGGUCCCGAAUGGCGUGGGGACGGGCCAUCACUGUAUGUACUGAAAUGACUGUAUCAAAUAAAUGUUUAUUGAUUUUUUUUCCA
Molecule: messenger RNA, 6268 nt
Organism: Callithrix jacchus (white-tufted-ear marmoset)
Lineage: Eukaryota; Metazoa; Chordata; Mammalia; Primates; Cebidae
Source: RefSeq, a predicted model, not a curated record